Messenger RNA from Nematolebias whitei (Rio pearlfish), 2437 nucleotides. RefSeq names its product protein kinase D2 (gene prkd2). Lineage: Eukaryota; Metazoa; Chordata; Actinopteri; Cyprinodontiformes; Rivulidae. Gene Ontology annotation, molecular function: protein serine/threonine kinase activity; ATP binding. Gene Ontology annotation, biological process: protein phosphorylation. Bases 188 to 2437 code for a protein of 749 amino acids. The record is from RefSeq and is a predicted model, not a curated record. The transcript is spliced from 18 exons.
CUUCAAGCACGACCCGGGCACCAACAACAUUCUGCAACUGGUUAAAUCUCCAGGUGACAUCCAGGAGGGAGACCUGGUGGAGGUGGUGCUCUCUGCGGCAGCCACCUUUGAAGAUUUUCAGAUUCGACCCCACGCACUCAACGUGCAUUCGUACCGAGCCCCGGCCUUCUGUGACCACUGUGGAGAGAUGCUGUUUGGACUGGUCCGACAAGGGCUGAAGUGUGAUGGAUGUGGCCUUAACUACCACAAGCGCUGCGCGUUCAGCAUCCCGAACAACUGCAGCGGAGCUCGUAAAAGACGCCUGUCCACCACCUCUCUGAGCAGCAGCCAGUCUCUGCGUCUCUCCACCACCGAGUCGGUCUACAGCGUGGGCUCAACCUCCACCUGCAAUGAGGAAACCAGUCUUAUUCGCUCUCACACACAAAUGCCGCGAACUGCCAGUGAUGUGCGACGGUUCUACACAGGCAGACCUGUCCAUUUGGACAAGAUGCUGAUGACCAAGGUGAAGGUUCCCCACACGUUUGCUGUUCACUCGUACACCCGGCCGACGGUGUGCCAGUACUGCAAGAAGCUUCUCCGAGGGCUGUUCAGGCAGGGUCUGCAGUGCAAAGAUUGUAAGUUCAACUGUCAUAAACGCUGUGCGUACAAAGUUCCCAAUGACUGCCUUGGAGAGACCAUUGAAGACAACAGAAGUAACUGUGGAAUAUUGAGUCCCUCAGCGGACCAUGAAGUACCCAUGGACUUCAGCAGUGAGUACGACGCCUCAGACAAGUCUUCAAUGGAAGACUCAGAUGAGUCCUGUAGUAUCCCUGGGUCCUUCUCUCCUGACAACAACCAGGGCGGAACCAGCGGAGACCAAAGCGUUAACAUCCCGUUGAUGAGGGUGGUUCAGUCAGUGAGGCAGACAACUCGGCGAUCCAGCACAUCUAUCAAGGAAGGAUGGAUGGUUCACUACAGCAAUAAGGACACACUGAGGAAAAGGCACUACUGGCGUCUGGACUGUAAGUGCAUCAUCCUGUUUCAGAACAACACCUCCAACAAAUACUACAAGGAAAUUCCUUUAUCUGAGAUUCUGCAGGUGCGUCCUGCCACCGACUUCACACUCGUCCCACAAGGCACCAAUCCGCACUGCUUCGAGCUCAUCACCGGCACUAUGUGCUACUUUGUGGGAGAGGACCCCAACACCCUCCCCUCUGUAUCCUCUAGCAACUCCCAGACUGUCCCUCGGACACCUCCCUCCCCCAACAUGGUGCAGCCUAACAGUGGCAUUGGGCGGGAGGUGGCGAACACCUGGGAGAGCGCCAUUCGCCAGGCUCUCAUGCCCGUCAUAUUUCAGGACGCCCCCCCGGCCGAAGGGAACACACCUCACAGACAAGCCUCCAUAAGCAUAUCUGUGUCCAACAGUCAAAUCCAAGAGAAUGUGGAUAUCAGCAUGGUGUAUCAGAUUUUUGCUGAUGAAGUACUAGGAUCUGGGCAAUUUGGAAUAGUGUAUGGAGGGAAGCACAGGAAGACAGGAAGAGACGUCGCCGUCAAAGUCAUCGAUAAGCUUCGAUUUCCCACCAAGCAGGAGAGCCAGCUGAGGAACGAGGUGGCCAUCCUGCAGAGUUUACGCCACCUGGGCAUCGUGAACCUGGAGUGCAUGUUUGAAACCCCAGAGCGAGUGUUUGUGGUGAUGGAGAAGCUGCAUGGCGACAUGCUGGAGAUGAUCCUCUCCAGUGAAAAAGGCAGACUGCCGGAAAGACUCACUAAAUUCCUCAUUACUCAGAUUCUUGCAGCUCUCAGACACCUCCACUUCAAGAACAUCGUUCACUGUGAUCUGAAGCCAGAGAAUGUGCUGCUUGCCUCUGCUGACCCUUUCCCACAGGUGAAACUGUGUGACUUUGGUUUUGCCCGAAUUAUUGGUGAGAAGUCCUUCCGCCGCUCCGUGGUUGGCACACCUGCUUACCUGGCUCCAGAGGUUCUGCUGAACCAGGGCUACAAUCGCUCUCUGGACAUGUGGUCAGUGGGUGUCAUCAUGUACGUCAGCCUCAGCGGGACGUUCCCGUUCAACGAGGAUGAGGACAUCAACGACCAGAUUCAAAAUGCAGCCUUCAUGUACCCUACCAACCCCUGGAACCAGAUCUCCAAAGAUGCAAUCGACUUGAUCAACAACCUGCUGCAGGUUAAGAUGAGGAAACGUUACAGUGUGGACAAAAGCCUCAGCCAUACCUAUUUACAGGACUACCAGACGUGGCUGGACUUGCGGGAGCUGGAGGCCAAACUCGGUGGGCGUUACAUAACCCACGAGAGCGACGACAGCCGCUGGCAGAUGUACGCUCAGCAACACAGUCGGUCUUACCCGCCUCACCUCGUGCCUCCUCGCCCAGCGUCGGCCUCCGAUGAUGAGAACGGGGAUUCCGAUAUGCAAGGCCUCACCGAGAGGGUCAGCAUCCUCUGA